Pestalotiopsis fici W106-1 is the source of this 1662-nucleotide messenger RNA. RefSeq lists its product as uncharacterized. The transcript has 3 exons. NCBI's taxonomy places the organism in Eukaryota, Fungi, Ascomycota, Sordariomycetes, Amphisphaeriales, Sporocadaceae. The coding region runs from base 1 to 1662 and encodes 553 amino acids. The record is from RefSeq and is a predicted model, not a curated record.
AUGUACGAUAAAGCGAGCGGCGAUAUCAUGUACAGUCUCUGUAACAGCGACAGCAACCCCAUAUUUCCAGCAAACGAGUCUGCCGCAUUCGCUCUUGACUCCAGAUACCCGCCAGUAAAUGGCACGAGCGUGGCGGGGUUAGGAUAUCAGACGUCUGGUGGUAUUGACAUUGCCAUUAUUGUGUAUCAAACAGAGUCAAUGAGUAUUAUACAGUCUCAAUGGCAAUGCAAUUCGACAACAGGCCAGUAUUCUGCUUAUGAAGUAGAAUCGGAAUACAGUUGGGAUAUUUCUGCACACUUGACCACGCCCUAUAAUGGCACUGGCCUUGCGAUUCUCAACCUCGGAGAUGCCGACGACACCCGCUACCGUGUUUAUUUCAAAGAUUAUUAUUGGAGGACGGCAGCACUCCGCUAUGAACCUGGGGAUGACUGGUACUACGAUGGCCUGCUUACCCCAGACGAGCAAUUGUCGCUGGAACUUGCGGCCAGCCAUCAAGGCGAAAAUAACAUCACUCUCAUGUCGCCAUCUAUAAGUACAGCCCAGUACGAAACCAUCGAAGUAUGUAACCUCGAAAGUGCGGAUACAUGGGAUAUUACCACCUUUCCAUUGACAACUAUCCUUAUCAAUGACACGGACAGUUCCGAUGCCUUGUAUAUCCAAGUCACGAACAACACAAACACGAGUGGCUACAUAUUCGGGUAUGAUGUGGACCAGGACUGGACACUCGACGCCUUUGAUGGUUAUACUGCUAGCGUCGCCGUCUUUGUCAGUGAUAAUUUGACGCAAAACGUCUUCUAUAUUGGCACCGACAAGUACCUCCAUGGACUUUCGGGACUCAAUGCCACGUGGAACAAGUUUGACACACAGGAAAACGAAAAAUGGCCCCUCGCCGACGAUGCCAGUGCGGCACUAGCCUUGACAUACGAUACGUCAAAUGACCGAGUUUGGAUUUACUACAUGAGCGACGGCAACCUGACCCAGGUGCAUCGAUCCGACGCAGAUACCUGGGAGGAUGCCAUUGUUCUCUCAAAGACUUCCAACGUGACUGAAACCACCGUCACAUCAUCUUCUUCUUCGGGCUUUUCCACGGGAGCCAAGAUAGGCACAGGCGUUGGUGUUGGGGUGGGUGCUGUUGUGAUUGCUGGCCUCGCAUUCGUGUUAUUCCGCUUUAGAAGAUCCAAGAAGAACAAUCUCAACGUGGACACUGCGGCAGCUGCAUCAGGCAAGGACAAGGACGCGUCCAACCCAGCCGCAGGCCCUCUGCUCUCUCCAUCGACGGUUCCUGGGUCUCCAGCACCGGCUUACAUGUCAGGAUAUUGGCAGAAUGGCGAGUGGGUGGCUCCUCAGGCGGACCAGCGGUAUUCAUACUACGACCAGACCAAGCCUGAGAAUAACAUUGCCCACGAGAUGUACGCGCCACCGCCGAGCCAACAAGUCAUGUAUGAGUUGCCGCACGAGGAACAUGCCCACGAGAUGGCCAUUGAAGGUCAUCAAGUAGCGGAAAUGCCAACAGAAGUAUAUCCUGCGCAGGGCUCAGCCGCAGCUCCUCCCGCAACGCAGUCGGAUGGCCAUCAUCUGGCCGUGCAAUACGAGCACGAGCCGGACGCUGCGGAGAUGCAGCACGCCCGGCUGUCGAUGAUUACCCCGGAACCCGCCAGAUGA